GUCACACUUAAAUUAAACAAAAACCUAUUUAAGCUACCCGCAACGCCUCACAAUUUUCCAAAUUUUCUUGUUUGUAUUCGAAUCCACGGAAAACUAAAUAAAUUUGAAGUUUUUAUAAAGAUUAUGGUGUUUUGUUAUUGUUUUCAAGUGCUCGAAUAGACUGUGUGCUUAUCUACAAGGAACAUAUGGGUCAGACGAACAAUUCCAAACCAGAUUCUCACUAGCUACAAUCUUCCGGCCGCACAUUCCUCACGUCCAGCGAAAUGGCGGAGAUCCAGCCAGUUCCCCUGUCCCGAGUCAUCGGUGGCUACAUCUUUGCCAUUCUGCAGGCUUGCAUUCGAUUCGUUUUCCGCCUCAUCUAUGGCCAGAAAGGAGAGAGCAUGCCCGCCAUCACAGAUCCCAUUCUGCUAGAAUCUGCAUCGUCUUUGGCCAAGAAGAUCCGCAACCAGGAGUUAAGCAGUGUUCAAGUGCUGGAAUCCUUUAUUCGACGGGUCAAGGAGGUUAAUCCCCUACUAAACUGCGUAGUAGAUGAACGAUAUGGCCAAGCACUGAAGGAAGCAGCCGAGGCAGAUGCACUCAUUAAAUCCGGCCAGUACUCUGUGGAGGAGCUGGCCAAGCAAAAGCCCUUCCUGGGAGUACCCAUUACCACCAAGGAUUGUAUAUCAGUUAAAGGCAUGCUCCACACAGCUGGACUGUACGAAAGACGAGAUGUCCGUGCCGCUAAAGAUGCGGAUGCCAUGGCUCUGAUGCGCAAGGCUGGUGCCAUACCCUUCGCCCUCACCAAUGUCUCCGAAGUCUGCAUGUGGUGGGAGAGCAACAACACAGUCCACGGACGCACAAGGAACGCCUACGAUACGAAUCGAAUUGUCGGUGGCUCUAGCGGCGGCGAGGGAUGCAUCCAAUCCGCAGCAGCAUCCGCCUUUGGUUUGGGAUCAGACAUUGGCGGUUCCAUCCGCAUGCCGGCCUUCUUCAAUGGAAUUUUUGGCCACAAGCCCAGCAAACUUACAGUGUCCAAUGUGGGCCAGUUUCCAGCCCCAUUCAGUGACGAACAGAACGCAUUUUUAGGCCUGGGUCCCAUGUCUCGCUUCGCAGAGGAUCUGAAGCCCAUGCUAAAGAUUAUGGCCGGCGAGAAAUCGGCUCUUCUGAACCUAGACAAGGAGGUGGACCUCAACAAACUGAAGUUCUUCUACCAGGAGUCUGAUGGUGGUGGCCGUCUGAUUUCUGCAGUUGACCCUGACCUUAGACAAGCCAUGAAACGAGUGGUGCAGCAUUUGAGCCAAAAGUUUGGCAGCCAGCAGGUGGAACGCAUCCAGCUGCCACAGUUCCGGCAGUCGGCUGCCAUCUGGUUCGCCAACAUGCGGGACGACAGUGGCCACGGCUUCGCCUACCAGCUGGGAAACUUGGAGAAAGACAUCAACACGUACCUGGAGUUGCUGAAAUGGUUCUUUGGAGCCUCCAAGCACACUUUUAUUGGCCUGACGACGGCCAUCAUGGACAGCGCCCAGUGCAAACACGGUUCUCCCAAAUACGAUCACUUAGUGAGCAAGAGGAACGAACUGCGAGCAGAGCUCCAGAAAUUGCUGGGAGACAACGGAGUGCUGAUUUACCCCACGCAUCCGACGGUGGCUCCUUAUCACAACGAGCCGAUAAUGCGGCCCAUUAACUUUUCCUACACCGGUAUUGUUAAUGUUUUGGGUUUCCCGGCCACCGCAGUGCCGCUUGGUCAACUAGGAAGCGAAGGUCUACCACUGGGUGUGCAGAUCAUUGCCAACUUUAACGAAGACCGCCUCUGCCUGGCCGUGGCUGAGGAGCUGGAGCGAGCCUUUGGUGGAUGGGCAAAGCCCGAUGUGCGGCUGUGAAGCCAGUCUCAACUGUUUGUAGCUAAGCUAGAUGUUAAACAAUGGUCAUGUUGGUGGACAUGAUUUCCCCCCCAAGAUUCUACCCAAGAAUAACCCACCCACCCAAAUGAUAAAGGUAUUCCUUGUAUGUACUCUAGUGCCUCGUUGUAAUAUCAAUUUUCGAUGGGGAUUUAUCUAUUUUGUAUGUGCUUUUAACUGUAAAUUAAUGAACAGUCCUCGUGUCGUGGAUCCGUUUCCGUUUUUGCAUUUAAAAUAAAUAAUUGCAACCUAA
Messenger RNA from Drosophila ananassae, 2130 nucleotides. RefSeq names its product fatty-acid amide hydrolase 2-A. The record is from RefSeq and is a predicted model, not a curated record. The transcript is spliced from 5 exons. Bases 264 to 1859 code for a protein of 531 amino acids. NCBI's taxonomy places the organism in Eukaryota, Metazoa, Arthropoda, Insecta, Diptera, Drosophilidae.